AGUGUACUGUCUUUUUAGGGCCAGACAACAUUUUGUUUUAUUUUGUGAUUUUGUUGAGAUUCCCGAUAAGUGAUAUAAUUCUGUUUCAGCUGUGUUGCAAUUUGGUUUAUUCUAAUUAUGUACUCUAAUUGUGGUGUUAGUAUGUGUUAGUGUGUGUGGAGAAGUAGGGCUCAGGACCAGCUGAGUGAGGGGAUUGUUUGCUUUGCUCAACUCUUGGUAUUGCAGGGCUUUGUGUAGAUUUUAGUGAGGGUCGCUUGGUUUAAAUUGCUUCCAAAAUUUGAUUGACCUUUCUUGUAUUUUGAUAAGUAGUGGGUAUAGGCCUAAUUCUGGCCAGUGCGCAUUGUUUGUUGUGUUUUUAUGUUUACUGAAUUCUGCAUGCAGGAUUUCAAUUGGAUGUUUCACCCAUUUUUGACUGAUGAGUGGACCCCACACCUCACUGCCAUAAAGAGCAAUUGGUUAAAUUAUAGUUCCAAAGAUUUUAAGACAAAUUUGAAUUGGAAUCCUUACAGAAAUGUAUCAUUUUCGGGUGUAGAAGUCCCUGCAUUUAUUCGCUGCUAAGCUGAGUUUUCUCUUUCGGUCUGUGUGUGAGUAUUUGAGGGGCACGGUUACCAACUAACCGUUUUUUCCCUUGGCUUAUUGGAUUCUCUGGCUUUCUACCCUUUAAAUGUCGUUAGAUGGGAAAUCACGUGAUAGUUUACUAAAAUUUCAUUCACUAAAAAUUUGAUUCCCCCACCCCGCCUGCUUAUUGGUUCACAGAUUUGGCGGGUUGCAGUUCCCACCGCUUUUCAAACAGGCUCCCGUCCUAUUGGAUGGUGUGACCGUUACGUCACACUAUAUAAUUGGUAAAAACAGACUUUUGCUGAUUUGCUACGCAGUUUUGAAUCCUGGUAGUAGGCAUGUCGUCCAUGCUACUAUUUCGCAUUUAGUAUUAACCAGCCGUUUAGAGGAAAACCCGAAAACACAUCCGAACGGGCUGUCCAAGAAAUGUUUUAACAAUUUUUUUGCUAGGGCUUGUAUACUGUGAAACAAAUGAGUGAUAAACGUAGCUAGCGGCACACGGCUUCGUUGAGCCAACGGUACUGGUAUGAAAGCGGAAAUUGGAAUGGGUGGACUUUAAUCUUUGUACUCUCGCUGGAUUCUUGAACGGGAGCACGCAAAAUUAGCCGAAGACUCACUUUCAAAACAGAAGUAGCCAACGUUGGCAGGCUAGCUAACUUGGCUAGGUUUGCUGUUGUAAGUAUGGAAUUCAGUGCGGAUGCACACCGGAUAAUGAGCAUAUCAAUGGGAAAGAUUUAUAAUUCCCGCGUACAGCGAGGCGGAAUCAAGCUCCAUAAAAAUCUCCUGGUGUCCCUAGUUCUCCGGAGCGCUCGGGAGGUGUGUCUGACGAACUACGGCGGUGGCGUGUGCCUCAGCGGAUCGCACCAGGGAGAGACCGGGGAAACAGACCUGGCCACGGAACCGGAGCAGGGCCAGUUUAUUUGGGAGUCUGAGCCCUUGGCAGGCUGUGGUUCUUCGGUCGCCAGUGAAGACGAUUCGACUGUGGUUACGGAGCCAGAUAAACGCACUCACCCCACAGCCCUGCCCCAAACCGAGACUGAGGUGAGGAUAAACUCAGAUUUGGAUCACAGCUGCCGACCAACCCAGAGUGCGGGUGAGGGGGACACAUCUGGCGCUUCUUCUGCCUCAUCGGACGCCUCUGUCCUCCGCAACCCGGUUUCACCCGUAUGCGGCGCGACCGACGGUUCUUGGAUUGCGACAUCGACUCAACCUCUGCAGGCGCGCGGUUCCGGGCAGGAUGGUUCCCGGUGUGGCCUUCCCGAACCAAACUCUCAAAACCGCGGGGCAGCGUGUCGCAAAGCCUGCAGGAAAAGAGACGCGGAUGGUGUUGACUCGCCUGGAGCGGAUUCUCCGGUUAAGAAAAACAAACCGACUCUGCCCUCAUGCGACGAGGACGCGGAGGGAGAGGAGAUGGACACAAGCAACGUGUCCAGUCUCAUUAAUAUUUUUGGAGCCAGUUUUACGGGACUACUGAGUAAAGAGGGCGCCGAGGCAAAGUCAGGAGAGGGUGGUUGCGAUACUGGUGCCGGGCAGGUGUGCUCUGAACUCCCGCUGAAGACUCUGAAUCCCUGGGGAACUGCCAUUGAGGCAUUUUAACCAGCACGCAAAGCACCAGCGUAGACUUUUCAGGGAUUCAAGUGGGUGUUUUAUAGAAUUAUACGUGAUCAAGUUGUGUUACGGAGUAGGCUAAUUAUGCUGUACUAAGUGCUUGUGGGGCCCAGAGUUUAGGCUCGGCCACGUGGAAACCGUGAAAGAGGAAGAGCGGUGUGUACCGGGGUUCUCUCUAACUUCCUUUCACAGAUACUUCCUCAAAGUGUCUGUGUGUAGCUGUGUACUGUGAACAAAACACGUGGGCGCAAGCAGGAAGCGGAUAGAUUUUCCACUUUAGUUGGAAUCGAGUUAAAUUUUAGCUACCUGUUACAAGUACUGGUUUGCGAAGGUUUUAUGCAAAAUGAAGGUUCUCGUGUUCGGUGCUGAAUAUAUGAGUUGCUGUUUUAUGUGGGCGCGAGGUAACCAUGACCACUAGUUGGUUAGGGGGGGGGGGGGGGGCACUGUUGUGGUGUUUCCAGCGUUGGUUUUAAAGUUUCACUAUGCACGGACAGAAGGUUUAUUCGGAGGCCACAACUUUAUUCAGUUCUGUCUUUGUUUUAUAAAGACCAGCAUUUAGCCCAUAUUGUUAUUUUUGUACUUUUUUUUUUUUGCUGUCGUUGCAUUGAAAAAGAUCUAUUUUGACAUUUGUUCUCAAAUCUUAUUUGCGCGUGCACCACGCGAAAUAAAAAUUUUUAUGGAAGUA
Anguilla rostrata (American eel) is the source of this 2851-nucleotide messenger RNA. RefSeq names its product immediate early response gene 5 protein-like. The coding region runs from base 1240 to 2154 and encodes 304 amino acids. The record is from RefSeq and is a predicted model, not a curated record. Lineage: Eukaryota; Metazoa; Chordata; Actinopteri; Anguilliformes; Anguillidae. The transcript has a single exon.